This is a messenger RNA of Spirometra erinaceieuropaei, 2840 nucleotides long. The record is from the annotation of a GenBank genome assembly. Lineage: Eukaryota; Metazoa; Platyhelminthes; Cestoda; Diphyllobothriidea; Diphyllobothriidae.
AUGUCUUCGCAUUCAGUGGAUGCUGAGGUUCUGCAGGCCUUACAAACCCUUCAGAAACACAAUUUCAAGGUAAGACGUCGUUUUCGUGCAGCAUUUUUAAGGAAGCCGAGCUUGCCUUAAAAAGAGAAGCUGGACUUGCUGAUAGUGGAAUAGCAGAAGAGUUUUUAGAAUUUAAGGCGUAAGUCUCUUAAUAUCUGGGAGUUCCGUAGCGAGACGCCAGACGACCCUAAAACAUUUUUAGCAGCUUAUGAACAGCUCAUCAAAUUCGUUGACACAGCUGCUGACCAGCACAAAGUAGGUAUUUAAAGGAGUGUGCACUGUCAUAGCUUGAACUGUCGUCUCUCCUUUACCCGGUCUUCGUACAACUUUAUAUGCGCUUGGUGAGUGGGAACUUCUGCUCCGAAGGUAUGCUGUAUCAUAUUCGAACUUCUCGCAGCCAAAUUCUUCAUGGAAAGAUUUCGACGCUUUCAGGAGGAUUAUUAUCAAGAGGACAUAAAGGUGCUGGCUUCUAUUUCCGAACCAGAUCAUCUCUUCACAAAUCCGCUUGUUGAGUCUUUUCGGGCCACCGACUUCUACGUCAGUAUUGCUUCGUCUUCCUAUGUUCUACUUCGCCGUUAUAUACGGGAACAUAAACUAUCCGUCCUACAAAGCGUUUUAAAAGACCAACUUCAUGUUGAAAGUGAGGAUAGUUAGUUAUACUGAAGUUUUAGCCAUUGAUGGGCCACCACGCUCAAAGCUUCAGCUUCACUGUCGAAGAGGGGCGCUUUUUGGUGAGGCACGCAAGGACGCCAACACGGAGCCGGUUCUUUAUGGUCUUUUAAGAGAUUCUUCUACAAGUCUUGACACUUCGGAGCCAGCAAAAAGUUCACCAAAUGACAAUAUGGAUAAUUGUGGUAAGCUUGCUCUGCGUAUACUCAGAAAUCUUUGAUAUCGCUUGUAGUGCAGUGUGGGAAGUACACCCAUACCCUCCUCGCUCUACGCGGUAGAGAUUUUUUGCUAUUUGAUAAUAUUAAUUCGUCGCACACGUAACCAUCUCCCCAGUCCGACGCCUAAAAUAUCAGAACUCUUGCCUAUUUGCAUCCCCAAUAUCUCCCCCCUUUUUGUUUACCCUGAAAAUGUCCGGACUGAGUUUCUAUUUCAAAAUCAAAUCACGAGCAAGUUUAAUGCUAAAGAAAACUCACAGAGGAAAAAUACAUACCACAUCAGGGCGCUCUUCAUGUAUGCGCACAAUCUUAUCGGUAAAUUAAGCAGGGAGAUGUCUACGGCGCCUGACUCGCCGUUAUGCCAUACUCCAGCGUUAUGGACGUGUUUCUGCGCACGUAAACCCCCCGAUUGGCCUAUUGUAGUGUUUAUUAUUUGAAUAUACAAUUAUUACAGCCAAUGGGAAAGUAUCUUAACGAUCAGAUUACCCGAUUUUUUCUCCCUAAACGCAGACGCUGAUGCUGACUUAACUCCGUCCAAGAAAAAGAAGAAGAAGGAGGGCACUUUCCCAGGUCAAAAGCCAUCUAAAUCCGGACCGGAUGACACCAAAGGUGCAUAUUCAAAAUCACCGGCUAUGGAUCGUGUCCCCCUACCAAAAGUGAGUGCUUUUUGCUGGUUCUGUUUUGCAAGGACCUCAUCAUAAUCACAUGCGGCUGUGGCUGCGACACUGCGCUUUACCCUAGGACCUACUAAACGCAACAAUUGACAUCUAAUUAAGAACUGGUCGAGAAAUUUGUGGUAAUGAAAAACCGACCACCACAGGCAUUUGGGAGUGUGUACUUUAUCACAGUUUGACGGGGCACUGUUUAUAGGCCAUUGACCUGCAUUUAGGGGGCCGCUGUACCGAGUCGCGAUUGUCACAUUCGAGUAGCUUGGAGCCACAGUUUUCUUGAACUGCGUCCAGUGCCUUACUCAGCCUGUUGUCUUUCAGGCCUUGAUAGUGUUGGCAUCAGUCAGUCUUGUGGCGUUUUGGAGCCAGAUUUAUAGGCGUGGUCCCCUCGAUUUAUUUUCUUCCCGCAGACACUCAACGGUACUGAAUAUACAGGACCAAAGUUGCCAAUCCUGUGAAAGAGAACUCCUGUCUCCAUCGCUGACUGCUCAGUUGGCGGUUUAAUGUGUGCGAAUUUUUUUAGAACUGGAAUUGGUUGAGGGCAAUAUAUUAGAAUUAGACAUCCAGUAAGUCUUAGGCACAUAGUUAUAUUUCUUAAAACCGCUAUACAACCCUAGGUACGUAUAGCUGGUAAAUAUUUGUGAAGACCUAGGAGUCCGCAAUCGAUUUACUUUUAUUUGUUGGCGGGAGUUCUGUCUUUUUGUGCUGCUCUGGACGUCCAAAGGGCGCGCAAAGUCCCCAUUUUUUAAAUUUGAGUUCGACAGCAGGACAAUACCGAUAAUAUAAAGGAUUGACAUUGUUUGCGAGAAACUUUUGAUUUAGGCUGUUGCACUUUACGAAAAAAACUUCGAGUCAAAGCCACCACCUUCCUGCUAAAGUCUCCUCGUUUUGUCUUUAGCUGAGCAAGGCGUACCUCGAUCGCAGAAGAUUCCUACGCCGGGAGAUAGCCUCGCUAAGGCGAAGUGCUCUGCAGCAAGACAGUGAUCCGGGCACCACCGCUAUUUUCUACACUGUUUGCAAUGCGCAGGCUGGCGAGUCAGCGCUUGCCAUCCGCCGUGGUGGCGUCCCCAGCAUGUCCUUCUCUGAGGACCUUGGCCUAUUGGCUGUUGGUUUUGGUUCGGGCAGGAUUCGCGUCUGGUCACUUGGCGCUGAGUCCUUGCGUCAGAUGAUGCCGCCCGACGAACUAGCACUUCUUGAUAUGGAUGACGACCGCAUACGGAGUAAGAUGCUGCACGAUGAGAAUGAGUAA